AUGGUCCGCUUGAAGCUUUCGAUCAAAGCCGAACUCGAGAAUGUCACCAAUCUCAUCCCUGCCUCUGAUGAUUUCGAGUAUUUCUUCCAAGUCAAAUGCACGAGCUGCAACGAAGUCCACCCCAAGCUCGUUUCUUUGAACCGAAAAGAUGAGUAUGAAGUAUCUGGAGGGAAGAAUGCAAAGGCCAACUUUGUGUGGAGAUGUGGAUUGUGCAAACGAGAAAGCUCUGCCAAAUUCGACACUUCCGUCCCCGUCAAGGCCUACACGUCCGCCAAUGAGCAACUGCAGCCUCUGCUGGUAGUUGAGUGCAGAGGGUUGGAAUUUACCGGAUUUGAUCCAAAGGGAAUCUGGAAGUGCGAAGGCGCGGAGAGCGGGACUGUCUUCGACGAGGUCGAUCUUUCGGAGGGAGAGUGGAAUGAUUACGACGACAAGUCUGCCCUUCCAGUCGGAGUAUCCAAAAUCGAAUGCGAAUGGUCAAGGGCUUGA
Messenger RNA from Coprinopsis cinerea okayama7#130, 486 nucleotides. RefSeq lists its product as hypothetical. The coding region runs from base 1 to 486 and encodes 161 amino acids. Gene Ontology annotation, molecular function: zinc ion binding. The transcript is spliced from 7 exons. Lineage: Eukaryota; Fungi; Basidiomycota; Agaricomycetes; Agaricales; Psathyrellaceae. The record is from RefSeq and is a predicted model, not a curated record.